AUAUGCGUUCUGCAUUGCAAUUUUAUACAAACCGAUUGAAAAAUAGAAACAUGUAAUUGCAAGUCCAACGAUAUUGAGCUUUUGCAUAAUCGUAUCUUUUUGUUUUCUUCGUUUUCUUCGAUCAUGUUGAGUUUUUGCACAUUCGAUUUCCAGUAGUAUUGACUGAGCAACCGAGAAGCAAGGGAGAACAUCGGCGAGGGCCAGGGAACGCUCUAAACCCUUAAUUUCUCUAUUCGGGUUUUAAUGUCUCCAUAGAUCUACCUAAACCUCCUGGGGAGGAUUUGAGUGGAUAUGGCGCUGAAUGAAACUUCGCAGACCUUGGGAAUUUCAAAUGAUGAUGCAAGUCAUACUCAGGAUAACAUGGUCCCUGAUAUCUUGAAUAAUUGUUGUGCUGAACCUGAACCUGUUGUCGAUGAUGAAGAAGUUGGACGCACACUGGAAGUUAUUGCAUCCACUGGGAAAUUUUGGCAUGAUUGGGAAAAAUUGAAGGGCAUGCUAUCCUUUAAGCUGAAGCAGGUUUUAUCAGAAUAUCCUGAGGCAAGAAUGACAGCUGAUGAACAAAAUGCUUCUUUGGGGGAAAUGUACACACAGUUGGUAAAACGGUUGGAUGAAGUGCUUCAUAGUUUUGAUGAAGGGCCACCAUUCACUUUGCAAAGGCUAUGUGAGAUCUUAUUGGCUGCACAGAGUAUCUAUCCAAAUCUCUCAAAGCUUGCUCUGGCACUAGAAAAGAAUUUGUUAGUAUCGUCUACAUUGAACGUCUGUGUUGAUCCAUAUCCACAAACAGCAAUGCGGAACCCUGAUGAACCAAACACAGCCAGUGAAGAGCCAUUAUUGCACUCAAAUUUGGUUCCAAAUGGGGUUGAACCCAUGGCAGCUGACAGUAAUGAGAUGAUUAUGGAGGUAGAGGGGGGAGAUAUUAAUGAUAUGGCUCUCGAUAUGGAAGCAAUUGAUGAUAUAGUUAGAUCAUCAGAAACAAAUUCAGUGCCCCCUGGGUCUUAGUCUUGUGGUGAGUCCUUCUCAUCAGUAGGACAACUAGAAGCCUCAUGUACAUGUUUCUUGUUGAGAGGGAACUAGAAACUGUGGCAAAUAUAUAUUCUUUGAGAAUACAGACAGUGCGGAGAGUACAUUGUGUUCUGAUGGUUUUCUAGCCUUCAGCUCAGCUGCAGCAAGGGGUAUCUUAAGUUGGUAGAUGGAAUGACAGCAAAUAUUUCUGUUCACUGAUUUGCCAGGAUGCUGUAUUUGGUAAACCAUUUUUCCUUUAAAGGUUUGAUGAUGGAAUAUGUGCCUUUUUAAACAUUGAAAGAAAUGAAAGAAAAUUUGUGGACAAGAAGAUGCAAGUUGUGUUAUUUGUGUUUGAAGCCGAAGUAGGAUCGUUUAUUUGCAUAUUCCGUGUUGAUGCAGCGAUCAUGCAGUUGAGAGUUUGUGAUUCCAAAUCUUCCGUUGGAUGAGAUGAAGGGAUCCAGCUUUUUAUUAUUUUUUUUAGAUGGGGGAUGCACAUUAUGUGUUCAAAAACAGCAAUAUCUACAUGUCAUAUGCCAAUUCACAUUUACUCAUAUAAUUUUGAAACUUGUUAUGAUUCCUCAAGAUUGAAAUCUAAA
Molecule: messenger RNA, 1598 nt
Organism: Carica papaya (papaya)
Lineage: Eukaryota; Viridiplantae; Streptophyta; Magnoliopsida; Brassicales; Caricaceae
Source: RefSeq, a predicted model, not a curated record